CAUUUCCACAGUGACACCAGCCGUUAGCUCGCUCGCACCAGAGCUAGCAGCUAGUCGGUGGAGAGACAGCCAGCUGACGCAGCAGCAGCUAGCGGUUCUUAGGAACUGGGUGUGAGUCUUCAGUGAUACUUAUUAUUCACAAUGAAGAAAUUAAAAGAGCCCACAUCCUGACGUCUACAUUUUGGCCAAUGACCGUAUGUCGCGGUGUCGUUGACUGACAUGGACGCUAGUGACAACAAGGAUGUGAAGCUUUCAGCCGAAGUGGAACCGUUCAUCCCACAGAAGAAAGAUCUUGAAGGAUCCCUUGCCAGAAUGAGUCUUUCUGGAGAGGCAGGAGGAGGAGGAGGGGGCGGAGGUUUAGGAGGAAAUGGAGGAGGCGUGGAAACCACUCCCAUACCCAGCUACCUCAUCACCUGCUACCCUUUCGUCCAGGAAAAUCAACCCAACAGGCAACAUCCUAUGUAUAAUGGAGGGGAGCUGCGCUGGCAGCAGCCUAACCCCAGCCCCGGAGGGUCAUACCUGGCUUACCCCAUCAUGUCUUCACCCCAGCCUCCUGUCUCCAAUGACUACGCUUACUACCAGAUUAUGCCUGCUCCCUGCCCUCCUGUGAUGGGCUUCUACCAGCCCUUCCAUGGAACCUAUGGUGGUCCUGUGCAAGCUGGAGUGGUCAACCCUGUGUCUGCAGAUGUUGCUGAAAGACCACUCUCUCUGGGGCCUGCAUACGGGAUGGGCAGGGGGAGAGGCAUGGUCCGACCGAAUGUUAUCCCAAAGCAACAGUUAGGUAUGUGCCUGCCUCCAAGAGGUCGCCGGCCUCCGACCAGGAGUGUGGCCGUGCAGAAGGAGGUGUGCACUUUGGGGCCUGAUGGGAGGACUAAGACAGUCAUGUUGGUGGAUGCAGCACAGCAAACCGAUUUCCAAGGUGAGUUGUCUGGGCGUUGUGCUGCUGAGCAAGCCAGUCCCCUGCUCUGGAAAAGCCGAACCAAGAGAAGAAGGGCGUCCCAUCCCUCUGAGAGCUACGAGCAGGGCGCCAGCGAGGCAGAUAUAGACAGCGACAGCGGCUACUGCAGCCCCAAACACAACCAGGCUGCCGGGGUAACACAGCGAACAGCAGAGAGCUCAGCAGCUCCAGCAGUAAGUUGGCUACUUACCAUCGGCAACAGGGGAGUGGAGGCUGGUGUAAUGACAGCAGGUACAUGGGUUAAUGCAGCCUCUCAGGCUACCCAGAAGUCCUGGGGAGACAGGAACGGACACUUUCACAGAGCAGACCAGAGGAAACAUCCUGAACAGAGAAACUUCUCACAGGAUUUCCACAGUGGUUAUCAAGGGCGUUUGCCGCUGAACCAAUCAGAACACAGGAUGCAGCCAGCAGCUGUUACAGAGCUCACACCAGAGCCCCUCUACUUUGAGGAUGAAGAUGAGUUCCCAGAUCUGGCUACUGCAGGGGCGGCCCAACGCAGCAGCAAACCAGAGUCUGCUGCAGCCCAGACACACAUGCAUCCUAAGCUGCACAAAAACCUGCUGGAUAACCUGCCAGAAAACUCCCCUAUCAGCAUUGUGCAGACCCCCAUCCCGAUUACCACCUCUGUUCCCAAGAGGGCCAAAAGCCAGAGGAAAAAGGCUCUGGCUGCUGCCUUGGCCACUGCACAGGAGUACUCUGAAAUCAGCAUGGAACAGAAGAAACUGCAGGAGAAAUUCAUCAAAGCAGCAGGGAAGAAGAGUAAAACCUCUGUGGAGCUGGACCUGGGAGACAUGCUGGCAGCUUUGGAGAAACACCAGCAGGCUAUGAAGGCCAGACAGCUCAACAACACCAAGCCACUGUCUUUUACAGUUGGAACAACCACUCCAUUCCACAGUUCGGGCUCCACCAGCAUGCCGUCCAUGUUGAAGGUCCAUCAGCAGACGUAUACAGCUCCACACAACUCCCUGGACUCCACCGCGCCCCGUAUGAAGAGGGGAAAGGAGAGGGAGGUCCCCAAAGUUAAACGGCCAACAGCCCUGAAAAAGAUUAUCUUAAAGGAACGUGAAGGGAAAAAAGGGAAACAGAGUGUAGAGCAAGAGACUUCAGGCCACGAGGAGCAGGGGGAUGAGUCUCUACAUUUUACUGAUGACAUUGCACGAGAGCCUGCCUCCCAAGAAGAAAAUGGUCUCAGUAUGCCCAGUGAUGCCUCCCUCUCCCCGGCCAGUCAGAACUCUCCUUACAGCAUCACCCCGGUGUCCCAGGGGUCUCCGGCCAGCUCCGGCAUCGGGAGUCCCAUGGCCUCGAACGCCAUCACCAAGAUCCACAGCCGACGUUUCAGAGAGUACUGUAACCAGGUGCUGAGUAAGGAGAUCGACGAGGGUGUGACGAUGCUGCUACAGGAGCUAGUUCGCUUCCAGGAGCGCGUCUACCAGAAGGAUCCCACCAAAGCCAAAUCCAAACGCCGCCUGGUCAUGGGUCUCAGAGAGGUCACAAAGCACAUGAAGUUAAAUAAGAUUAAGUGCGUCAUCAUCUCUCCCAACUGUGAGAAGAUCCAGGCCAAAGGUGGUUUGGAUGAAGCUCUAUACAACGUAAUUGCCAUGGCUCGGGACCAGGAGAUCCCGUUUGUGUUUGCCUUGGGCAGAAAAGCUCUCGGACGCUGCGUCAACAAACUAGUGCCUGUCAGUGUGGUUGGGAUAUUCAACUAUUCAGGAGCUGAGGGUCUCUUUAACAGUUUAGUGUCUCUGACCGAAGAGGCAAGGAAAGCCUACAAGGAGAUGGUGUCCGCUCUGGAGCAGGAGCAGGCCGAGGAGGCUCUGAAAAAUGACAAGAAGGUCCCUCACCACAUGGGGCAUUCCCGCAACCACUCUGCUGCUUCUGCCAUCUCCUUCUGCUCCAUUUUCUCUGAGCCCAUCUCAGAGGUCAAUGAAAAGGAGUAUGAGACCAACUGGAGGAGUAUGGUGGAGACUUCCGACGCCCUGGAGCCUAUUGAGGCUGCGCCCAGUCGUCCUGUGCCCCCAACAGCCGCACCCAAAGUCAGUGUGAACUCCGCAGCCUCCACCAGCACUGCCCACCCACCCACCACCGCCCCCCAGCCCAGGACCGCACCUUCAUCACUGACACAGGGUCCCAGUGAGAGGGACGAGGUGCGGGUGGACGACCGCUUGGAGCUGGCCUCUCAGCAGAGCACAGAGACGGGCUCAUUGGACGGGAGCUGCAGGGGCCCCUUGAACUCCUCCAUCACCUCCACCACCUCCACCCUGGUCCCCGGGAUGUUGGAGGAGGCGGACGAGGAGGAAGAGGAGGAGGACGACUACACCCCCGAACCUAUUUCUGUAGAAGUGCCCACCCUCAGCAGCCGCAUCGAAUCCUGGGUGUCAAAGACGCUGGAAAACCUGCAGCUGGGGAAGAGCCAGGAAAGUACGGAGGAGGAGGAGGAGGAAGAUGAAGAAGAGGAGAAAGUGCAGAGUGAAGAGGAGGACAUCGAUUCGGCGGACAUCGCAGACGAGAGGACGGAGGACAAAGAGGCAGUGGAGGUUAAGAAAGUCAGCGGUUGAUCUCCCCCCUCUGUUCAUACACUCAUUUCCUCUGUCGCUCUCUCGUCCCUCUUCACAGCAACCAGCAGCUGUUCCUCUCUCUCUCUCUCUCUCUCUCUCUCUCUCUCUCUCUCUCUCUCUCUCUCUCUCUCUCUCUCUCUCUCUCUCUCUCUCUCUCUCUCUCUCUUUCUCUCUCUAACCCCUGACACCAGACAUAAUCUCAGGUAUCCAACCAACUGACCAACACUCACAAGCAUUACACAGACACUGAUCGACUCACCGCAUCGCAGACCAAACAACAGCUAACACAGUCUGAGGGAUAGUAGUUCACCAACACUCCUCUCGUAGUUUAAAAGGAUGCCCUCACUUCUUCGGCCCAUAACCUGCUACACUUGAAUCCAGAGGGAAGUUUUUCACUUUCCCCCUCCAAAGCUGAACUCUUUUUAGAGUCGGGGACGUUUCUAGGAGCAAGUGAUGAGUGCUAUCUGUGAGUGCUGUCUGAAGCUCACAGAGGAGGAAGGUUGGAACCUCUCAGCUCCCAUCUUCAUACAGAGCUCACACGGUUUACAGCUCUUCAAGUAUUUGUGUGUGCGUGUGUGUGUGUGUGUGUGUGUGUGUGUGUGUGUGUUUACAGGCACAUAGUUAGCAUUUAUUUUUGUUGUGUUGUUGAGCUUUAUCUUUGUAAAUAAUGUGUGUUUUCCACCUGCUCCAUGUGGGAAGGAGAGACAUGCUUUUCUUUAUUAAUUUUUUGUGGGUGUUUUGCGUUGCUUACAGAAUAUGGAAGUGUCGGGGGGGGGUUAUGUCUUUCUGCCUAAAACCACUCCCACCCAUUAGUCUUCAGAGUGUUUUUUAAUGUUCAAAUAAUAAGUGUACCAUUCUGUAUUCAGACAAUUCAGAUGAUUAACUUCUAAGAAGCAAAACAAGCUUUGUGUAUAUAACUUUGUCUAUGUGGUUCUACUACAUUAUAUAAUGGUUUGUCAUAUUGAUCUUGCCGAGUGUGAAACUAUUUGGGUUGUUUGCCUCUGACUGGAAUCGUCUUGAGUUCCCAGAUGCUGUCUGUGCUUCAUAAAACAAAAUGCCCCUGAUGGGGUUUCUUCUCUGAUGGGUGGGCGCUCUCAAGCUGUCUUUUAAAGACUGAACCACAUCUUAGAAGCCCAAACUCCCAAAAAGUCCUUUCAUCCAGAGAGACAUGUUGCAACAUAGACACUGAAUUAAAAAAUUAAAGGUUUGGACCUGACUGUGUAGUUUGACAUUAUGAAAGAAUCAGGGUACAGGAAAUGUGCUCAAAUACAUUUUCCAAGUAUAUUUUCUUUAGUAAAUUCCACUUAAAUCUAAUUAACCUAUAGGAACAGCAGGGGUUUACUGGUAUUCAUCAAGGUUUAGAAUCCCAAAAUUGAACAUUUGGAUAGGGUUGCUUGCAAAUGAAUAUUUUUUAGAGUUCUUCUAGAUUUCAGAGACAGAUUUGUCUUUAUUUAAAGUCAGCUCCCCGAAGCUGAGAAAGCUCUGGCAUCAGGCAGGCACCACCAGAAGUCAAACAAGUCCUCACAAAGUCAUACAAAUACUAAUGAUAAACCCUUGUAAAUACAAGUGUACAAAAGAUAUUUUGAUUUUUCCAUUGUAUUGAAAAAUACAAUCAUCCUGUUCUUAAAGCCAUUUGAUAGUUUUAACUUUUAAACAGUUGGAAUCCAGUUUGAUAAUGGCAUUUGAUAGUGAAUCAUGGUGAGAUUUCAGCCAGCCAAUGACGAUGCGGUGUGUGUAAACGCAGUAUGCCCCGCUGUAUGCAAGGUGAAGCCCUGAGAUGGGAUGUGACAGUAUACUGAAUAUCAUACUUGGGACUAUGAAAGUAUUUCUAGUUUGAUUGCAGGUACCCUCUGUGUAGGCCUUUUGUUGCUAUGACUUCCAUCAAAGUGUUUGAAGUAUGUUUCUUUGCACCAUGUAAAUACAGUACUGGUAAAGGUCUUGUAACUAAUGUGAACAAAAAACAAAAAAACGGUUCAAUGAAGUAAUUUUUUUAGCGUGUUCCUCGUCUUUAUAUGGAUAUUUAAGACCGUCUCCUGCAGACUCAUCACUAGCAACAUUGUUAUAAGCUGUUUCUCAUAAUCCUGUUAUCACUCUUAACCUAUAACUGAUGAUUAACAUCAUUAAAAUGUUGUUUAAGUAAACCAUUUAAAUAAUG
Molecule: messenger RNA, 5668 nt
Organism: Gymnodraco acuticeps
Lineage: Eukaryota; Metazoa; Chordata; Actinopteri; Perciformes; Bathydraconidae
Gene: secisbp2l
Product: SECIS binding protein 2-like
Exons: 18
Coding region: 220-3513 (1097 amino acids)
Biological process (GO): selenocysteine incorporation
Cellular component (GO): ribonucleoprotein complex
Molecular function (GO): mRNA 3'-UTR binding; ribonucleoprotein complex binding; selenocysteine insertion sequence binding
Source: RefSeq, a predicted model, not a curated record